UCGGCGGCCAUGUUUAUUGGGUGUCGCAUAUUGAGCUGUCAAGUCGUCAGCGGCCCUUCGAGUUGAAAGUACGUGAAAUCUCGCCCCCAGACAACCCCGUCGAAGACUCCGCCCGUUUAGUUCGGGUUAGUUUUAAGUUUGUUUUGUGAAUCACCGGACGGAACCAUGUCGCAGCCCACCCUGCUGCCCAUCAAGUUCCAGGAACACUUGCAGCUCACCAACAUUGGCAUCAAUGUGGCCAACAUCUCCUUCGCCACCCUCACCAUGGAGAGCGACAAGUUCAUUUGCGUGCGCGAAAAAGUGGGGGAAACCUCCCAGGUGGUGAUCGUGGACAUGGCGGAUUCCGCCAACCCGAUCCGGCGGCCAAUCACAGCCGAGAGCGCCAUCAUGAACCCCGCCUCGAAAGUGAUCGCCCUCAAAGGUAGGAAACGCCCCCCCAGUCCAAGUUCUCGUUCAACCUGGCUUUGCCUGACUUUUGCAGGCAAGGCGGGCGUCGAGGCGCAGAAGACGCUGCAGAUCUUCAACAUCGAGAUGAAGUCCAAAAUGAAGGCGCACACCAUGAAUGAUGACGUGAUUUUCUGGAAGUGGAUCAGCCCGAACACGCUGGCCUUGGUUACCGAAUCCUCGGUCUUCCAUUGGUCCAUGGAGGGCGACUCACAGCCUGUAAAGAUGUUUGACAGACACUCGUCGCUGAAUGGAUGCCAGAUAAUCAACUACCGAACAGAUCCGAAGCAAAACUGGCUGCUGUUGGUGGGAAUCAGCGCUCAGCAGGCCCGAGUGGUGGGCGCCAUGCAACUCUACUCCGUCGAACGGAAGUGCUCCCAGCCUAUCGAAGGCCACGCGGCCUCGUUCGCCACCUUCAAAAUGGAGGGCAACCCCGAGCCCUCCACGCUGUUCUGCUUCGCCGUGCGCAAUCUCCAAGGGGGCAAACUGCACAUCAUUGAGGUGGGGCAGAGCCCCCCGGGCAACCAGCCCUUCCCCAAGAAGACUGUCGACGUGUUCUUCCCGCCGGAGGCGCACAACGACUUCCCAGUAGCCAUGCAGGUUUCGAACAAGUACGACGUCAUCUAUCUCAUCACCAAGUACGGGUACAUCCACAUGUACGACAUCGAGAGCGCCGUCUGCAUCUACAUGAACCGCAUCUCCAGCGAAACCAUCUUUGUCACUGCACCGCAUGAGGGAACCGGCGGCAUUAUCGGGGUGAACAGGAGAGGCCAGGUGCUGUCUGUUUCGGUGGACGAGGAGAGUAUCAUUCGCUACGUGAACCAGGUGCUGCAUAAUCCCGAUUUGGCGCUGCGUCUGGCCACUCGCAACAACCUAUCGGGCGCUGAAGAGCUCUUCGUCAGCAAGUUCCAGUUGCUGUUCCAGAACGGACAGUACACGGAAGCGGCCAAAGUGGCUGCUAACGCCCCUAAGGGAAUCUUGCGCACGCCCGCUACCAUCCAGAUGUUCCAGCAAGUGCCCACUCAGGCAGGGCAGAACAGCCCGCUUUUGCAGUACUUUGGCAUUCUGCUCGAUCAGGGACAACUGAACAGAUACGAGUCCCUGGAACUGUGCAAGCCAGUGCUGCUGCAAGGCCGCAAACAGCUGCUGGAGAAGUGGAUCAAGGAGGAGAAGCUGGAGUGCAGCGAAGAGCUGGGCGAUCUGGUCAAGCAGGUGGACGCCACGUUGGCUCUUUCGGUCUACCUGAGGGCCAACGUGCCGGCCAAGGUGAUCCAGAGCUUCGCCGAAACGGGGCAGUUCCAGAAAAUCGUGCUCUAUGCCAAGAAGGUGUCCUACACGCCCGACUACGUGUUCCUGCUGAGGCAGGUGAUGCGCACCAACCCGGAGCAAGGCGCUGCCUUUGCAAGCAUGCUGGUGGCCGAUGAGGAGCCCUUAGCCGACAUCAAUCAAAUCGUCGACAUUUUCAUGGAGCAGAACAUGGUGCAGCAAUGCACCGCCUUCCUGCUCGACGCCCUCAAGAACAACAGGCCGACUGAGGGCCAUUUGCAGACCAGGCUGCUUGAGAUGAACCUGAUGUCGGCGCCGCAAGUCGCCGACGCCAUCUUAGGCAACAACAUGUUUACGCACUACGAUCGGGCUCACAUUGCUCAGCUCUGCGAGAAGGCGGGCCUACUUCAAAGGGCGCUGGAACACUACACGGAUCUGUACGACAUCAAGAGGGCGGUCGUGCACACCCAUCUACUUCCAGCCGAGUGGUUGGUCAGUUUCUUUGGCACGCUGAGCGUUGAAGACAGUUUGGAGUGCCUCAAAGCCAUGUUGACUGCAAACAUCCGGCAAAACCUGCAGAUUUGCGUGCAAAUCGCCACCAAAUACCACGAACAGCUCACCACCAAAGCCCUAAUCGACCUGUUCGAGAGCUUCAAGAGCUACGAGGGCCUGUUCUACUUCCUGGGCUCGAUCGUCAACUUCUCCCAAGACCAGGAGGUGCAUUUCAAGUACAUUCAAGCCGCCUGCAAAACCGGUCAGAUCAAGGAAGUGGAGAGGAUUUGCAGGGAAUCCAACUGCUACAGCCCGGAGCGAGUGAAGAACUUCCUCAAGGAGGCCAAGCUAACCGACCAAUUGCCGCUGAUUAUCGUGUGCGAUCGCUUCGACUUCGUGCACGAUCUGGUGCUGUACCUGUACAGAAACUCCUUGCAAAAGUACAUCGAGAUAUACGUCCAGAAGGUGAACCCCAGCCGGCUGCCAGUCGUAGUGGGCGGGCUUCUGGAUGUGGACUGUUCGGAGGAUAUCAUCAAGAACCUGAUUCUGGUCGUUAGAGGGCAAUUUUCUACUGAUGAGCUGGUCGAAGAAGUGGAGAAAAGGAACAGGUUGAAGUUGUUGCUGCCCUGGCUGGAGAGCCGAGUGCAUGAGGGCUGCGUUGAGCCGGCCACGCACAACGCACUGGCCAAGAUCUACAUCGAUUCGAACAACAACGCAGAGCGCUUCCUGAAGGAGAACCAAUGGUACGACUCGCGCGUGGUUGGGCGCUACUGCGAGAAGCGCGACCCCCACUUGGCCUGCGUGGCGUACGAGCGCGGCCAAUGCGAUCGCGAGCUGAUCGCAGUCUGCAACGAGAACUCCCUGUUCAAGAGCGAGGCGCGCUACUUGGUGCGUCGCCGCGACCCCGAGCUGUGGGCCGAAGUCCUGCAGGAGGCCAACCCGUACCGCAGACCACUUAUCGACCAGGUCGUCCAGACGGCCCUUAGCGAGACGCAAGAUCCUGAGGAUAUUUCGGUAACUGUCAAGGCGUUCAUGACCGCCGAUCUGCCCAACGAGCUCAUCGAGCUGCUGGAGAAAAUCGUGCUGGACAGUUCAGUGUUUUCCGAUCACCGGAACUUGCAGAACCUGCUGAUUCUUACAGCAAUUAAGGCGGACGCGACGCGCGUCAUGGACUACAUCAACCGCUUAGACAACUACGACGCGCCCGACAUUGCAAACAUCGCCAUCAACAGCCAUCUCUACGAGGAGGCGUUUGCGAUUUUCAAGAAGUUCGACGUCAACACCUCGGCCAUCCAGGUGCUCAUCGAGCAGGUCAACAAUCUGGAUCGCGCCUACGAGUUCGCAGAGCGGUGCAACGAGCCGGCGGUGUGGAGUCAGCUGGCCAAGGCCCAACUCAACCAAGGCCUGGUGAAGGAAGCGAUCGACUCGUACAUAAAGGCGGACGAUCCGUCCGCCUACAUGGCAGUGGUCGAGACUGCGUCCCAAAACGACGGUUGGGAGGAUUUGGUGCGCUACCUGCAAAUGGCCAGGAAGAAGGCCCGAGAGAGCUACAUCGAAUCGGAGCUGAUCUACGCCUAUGCGCGCACCGGAAGACUGGCCGACUUGGAGGAGUUCAUUUCCGGGCCGAACCAUGCAGACAUUCAGAAGAUAGGCGACCGCUGUUUCGAUGACGGCAUGUACGAUGCAGCGAAGCUGCUCUACAACAACGUUUCGAACUUUGCGCGACUGGCCAUCACUCUGGUGCACCUCAAGGAGUUCCAGGGUGCGGUGGACAGUGCCCGGAAGGCGAACAGCACCCGCACUUGGAAGGAAGUUUGCUUCGCGUGUGUGGAUGCGGAAGAAUUCCGUCUGGCGCAGAUGUGCGGGAUGCACAUCGUGGUCCAUGCCGAUGAGCUCCAAGACCUGAUCGACUACUAUCAGGAUCGGGGCUACUUCGAGGAGCUGAUCGGCCUGCUAGAGGCGGCUUUGGGCCUGGAAAGAGCCCACAUGGGCAUGUUCACUGAGCUGGCCAUCCUCUACUCCAAGUACAAGCCGGCGAAAAUGCGCGAGCACUUGGAGCUGUUCUGGUCGCGGGUCAAUAUCCCCAAGGUUCUAAGGGCUGCUGAGCAGGCCCAUCUGUGGGCCGAGCUGGUGUUCCUCUACGACAAAUACGAAGAGUACGACAACGCGGUGCUGGCCAUGAUGGCGCACCCGACGGAGGCGUGGCGCGAGGGCCACUUUAAAGACAUCAUCACCAAGGUGGCCAACAUCGAGCUCUACUAUCGGGCCAUCCAGUUCUACCUGGAUUACAAGCCGCUGCUUCUCAAUGAUCUGCUGUUGGUGUUGGCGCCCCGCAUGGACCACACCAGGGCCGUGUCAUUCUUCACGAAAACCAACCAUCUUCAACUGGUCAAGUCCUACUUGCGUUCCGUACAGAACCUCAACAACAAAGCGAUCAACGACGCCCUCAACUCGCUGCUGAUUGAGGAGGAAGACUUCCAGGGCUUGCGAACAUCCAUCGACGCGUUUGAUAACUUCGAUAACAUCGGGCUGGCGCAGCGUUUGGAGAAGCACGAACUGACCGAGUUCAGGCGAAUCGCCGCUUAUCUGUACAAAGGCAACAACAGAUGGAAGCAGAGCGUGGAGCUAUGCAAGAAGGACAGACUGUUCCGGGACGCGAUGGAGUAUACGGCCGAGAGCCGCAAUCAGGAGCUGGCCGAAGAGCUGCUCGCUUGGUUCCUAGAGCGCAAGGCCUACGACUGUUUUGCGGCCUGUCUCUAUCAGUGCUACGACCUUUUGCGCCCCGAUGUUAUAAUGGAACUGGCCUGGCGGCAUCAGAUCAUGGACUUCGCCAUGCCCUAUCUGAUCCAGGUGACUCGCGAGCUGACCACCAAGGUGGACCGGCUGGAGAAGUCGGACGCAGAGCGUCAAACAGAGGCCGCCGAGCAGGACGCCAAACAGCCCAUGAUGAUUCCAGAGCCGCAGCUCAUGUUAACCGCCGGCCCGGGGAUGGGAAUCCCUCCGCAGAACUUUGUGGCGCCGCAGGCCUACCCGCAGCCAGGCUACGCUCCCCAGAUGCCCUAUCAGGGGGGCUACCCGGGGGCCAUGUAGGGCGCGGCCCCCCUGUUCGGGGCUCCACAGCAGCAUAGGAAAUUCUUUUAGCGACUAGUAGCGCACCGCCUCUUACAGAUGGUGUUUGGGGUACUACUCUGUAUAAAAUCGAGUAUUAAAUUAUAUUCCGCCCUUCUGGAAGUACCAGAUCGCGCGCGUACUGUUAGAUGGUAAUUACGCCAGUUGCUAGUAGGGGGCGCAACAGCAGCGCCCGCCUUUGUUCCUAGAUUCAGAACAUGCCGCUUUCAGACGUUGUACAUGUUUAUGUGCUACACGGCAAAAUUGGGGCGUGAACCAUAGGGAAUUACUCGCUACUAGGAAUUUCCGCCCCUUGGGGGGAGGUCCCUACGAAAUGUAUAUAGCAACCGGUUUUGCUGUCAAGAUUAUCUAGCCUAAGCAAAUUGCGUUAUCAUUCCCAAGUUUCUUUUCUAUUAUUAUUAUUACUAAAGUAGCCACUGUUCUAAUUCUAUACAUUUAUAUAUAUAUAUAUAAACGCUGUUGUAACUUAUUUUAAACUGUUUUUAUGACGUCCUCUGUCGUUAUUCACACUUCGAGUUGGUGUUUCAUUUGUAGCGUAAGUUUACUGCAAGUAUAGUUUUUUUCAACAUUUAGUGAAUAAACUGUUUAAAGCCCA
This is a messenger RNA of Dendroctonus ponderosae (mountain pine beetle), 5926 nucleotides long. It is a transcript of the gene Chc, whose product is annotated as clathrin heavy chain. The transcript is spliced from 26 exons. The coding region runs from base 166 to 5292 and encodes 1708 amino acids. Lineage: Eukaryota; Metazoa; Arthropoda; Insecta; Coleoptera; Curculionidae. Gene Ontology annotation, cellular component: clathrin complex; clathrin coat of coated pit; clathrin coat of trans-Golgi network vesicle. The record is from RefSeq and is a predicted model, not a curated record. Gene Ontology annotation, molecular function: clathrin light chain binding; structural molecule activity. Gene Ontology annotation, biological process: receptor-mediated endocytosis; intracellular protein transport.